UCUUCUUUUGGCAUUGGAUGGGUCAGCAGCACCUGCACCUGCACCUGCACCUGCACAUAGUUCUACACUUCUACUAAAACCAAACUCAUUCUCUGUGAAUUGUAACUGACGAGAAAAUGCUGUUUCUUCUGCAACCCCUCCCGCCAAUUUCUUCAUUUUCGACGUCCAGAAGGAGAGUAGAGCCUUCAUUUGCGGCGCACGAUAAUGCAAGAUGCAGAGGGAAAUUUCAUGUGGCGAGUGCUAGAAGCGAAGACGACUACCACGCUACUCUCAAGGCUCUUAAAUCAAGGGGCCUUACGCCUAGAAAGUCUCUUGGACAGCACUACAUGUUGAAUUCUUCCAUUAAUGAACAACUUGCAAGUGCCGCCGAUGUCAAAGAAGGAGAUGUUGUCCUAGAAAUAGGGCCAGGGACUGGUUCUUUGACCAAUAUUCUCAUAAAUGCAGGUGCAACUGUUCUUGCAAUCGAAAAGGAUCCACACAUGGCCUUGCAUGUGAGAGAACGGUUUUCAAGCAUUGAUCAAUUGACGGUUUUGCAAGAGGACUUCACAAGAUGUCAUAUACGUUCUCAUAUGAUUUCAUUGUUGCAAAAUGCAAAGUCAUCCGGAAGAAAUUCAAAAUAUGCAAAAGUAGUCUCCAAUAUACCUUUCAAUAUUAGUACUGAUGUAGUGAAGCAACUACUUCCAAUGGGUGACAUAUUUUCGGAAGUUGUACUCUUACUCCAGGAGGAAACAGCUUUACGGUUGGUAGAUGCAUCUUUACGGUCAUCUGAGUACCGGCCCAUCAAUAUCUUUGUGAACUUCUACUCAGAUCCUGAAUAUAAAUUUAAGGUCCUAAGGUCAAAUUUCUUCCCUCAACCAAAUAUAACUGGCGAUCGGUUAAUGACAGGGACCAACUUCACACUUUUUGAAAGUUUAGGUACUGCAGUGACACGUAUGAAAGUUCGGGUUGAUGCUGCUGUUGUUACAUUUAAGCUCAAGGAAGCUGCAGAAUAUCCACCAGUUGCCUCCACUAAAAGCUUCUUUUCAAUGGUCAAUUCUGCAUUCAAUGGAAAGCGUAAGAUGCUGCGAAGAUCACUCCAACACAUAUGCACAUCGCUUGAGGUUGAACGAGCUCUGGAAAGUGUUGGUCUUCCAGUUACAUCAAGACCAGAGGAGCUAACACUGGAUGAUUUUGUGAGACUGCAUAACCUCAUUGUGAAAGGUUAACAUUCUUGGCUGUGUCAAAGAACUGGUCCAACUGGUGGCAUCGUGGAGACGAGGCAUGCAAACUUCAAUAUUCCACAUAAUUGCGGAAACCGCACAAAUUUGACUGAGACAAGGAAUUCAAAUUUGAAAGUCAUACUCGUCUAAUAUGUUCUCUGGCCUAUAUGCACUCAUGUUGGGAAGGUUCAUAGGAACGUGGAUUCCAGUGUACUAGUUUCCCUGAACACUUUCAUUUGGGUGUCUUUGGAAGGAUAAUGGAGAUAAUUUGGAUUCCAGAGAAUUUUCCAAGAACCAGCCUGACCGCUUCUCAACAGGUCAGUGAAUGUGAAUGCUCGAUAUCCCUAUUUUUGCAACAUAAGGUCUUGUAUUAUCAUCAUGCACUAUUACCUCUUUAAACAAAGAACUAAAGAAAGAGAUACUGCUCCUUCUGAACUCUAUAUAUUUUUUUUAUUAAAGUUGUGUAAACUGUAAGUGUUCAGUGUUCACAUUGCCGGUUUAUUAUUAGAAAUGAAAUCCAAAUUUUCAAAAUAAGAAA
Nelumbo nucifera (sacred lotus) is the source of this 1737-nucleotide messenger RNA. RefSeq names its product Ribosomal RNA adenine dimethylase family protein (gene PFC1). Lineage: Eukaryota; Viridiplantae; Streptophyta; Magnoliopsida; Proteales; Nelumbonaceae. Gene Ontology annotation, molecular function: rRNA (adenine-N6,N6-)-dimethyltransferase activity. Gene Ontology annotation, biological process: rRNA methylation. The record is from RefSeq and is a predicted model, not a curated record.